AUGUCUUACCAACAACAGCAGUGCAAGCAGCCUUGCCAGCCUCCUCCUGUGUGCCCACCCCAGAAGUGCCCUGAGCCUUGUCCUCCUCCAAAGUGCCCUGAGCCUUGUCCUCCCCCAAAGUGCCCUGAGCCUUGUCCUCCCCCAAAGUGCCCCCAGCCAUGUCCCUCUCCCUCAUACCAGCAGAAAUGCCCUCCUGUGCAACCUCCUUCACCAUGCCAGCAGAAGUGCACACCCAAGAGCAAGUGAGGGCUUUAGCAGUCAUCAGGACAAGGGGAAGUGAAGAGGAUCCAUCUCAUGUACUUUUAAAGCAACACCUUCAUCUUCCAUCCAAAGCCUGGCACAGAUGU
This is a messenger RNA of Mastomys coucha (southern multimammate mouse), 347 nucleotides long. RefSeq names its product small proline-rich protein 2I-like. Gene Ontology annotation, cellular component: cornified envelope. The record is from RefSeq and is a predicted model, not a curated record. The coding region runs from base 1 to 246 and encodes 81 amino acids. Lineage: Eukaryota; Metazoa; Chordata; Mammalia; Rodentia; Muridae. The transcript has a single exon.